Molecule: messenger RNA, 1425 nt
Organism: Podarcis muralis (Common wall lizard)
Lineage: Eukaryota; Metazoa; Chordata; Lepidosauria; Squamata; Lacertidae
Source: RefSeq, a predicted model, not a curated record
GGUUCUAGGGAUAGGAGGGAGGGAGAAAGAUGAAAUUUUGCUGAUCCACUUUCUCCAUACCAGACCUAAUUUCAUGAGCCAGCAUGUCAACUCUUUGCUCUUUGCCCUGUGGUUUGUAUCAUCACAGGCCCAUGCUGACCUUUGCACCCACACAGAUAUCACUGAGGAGUGGGGAGUUUUGUUCUCAUUUUCUUGCUGCUGGGGGUGGGUGGGUCUGGAACCAGAUAAGAAAGCUUGCACAGAAAGUCCAAAGUGAUGGGUUCGGGUUAGCAGCAGGGAGCUCCUCCUCUCCCUCACCCGAGGCUGAAUCACCCCGCAAAAGAGGAAGGAAAAAGCACACGUUCAGCAGACCAGCUUGCGACAGAACAUCAGCUGUACCAGAUUGGCAGCGCCGGCUCCAGAUGUCACACCCAGGCAUGACCAACAGCAAGACGUUCCGGAGGGCCUACUCCUUGCGGGGGUCCAAGUCCCCCAGCCUCCUGGAUCCUGCCUUUGGGAGCUCAUGGGACCACCUGGAGGAGGCAGAUCCCGCCAGGCGGUCUGGAGGCGCUGCUCUCGGGGGGCACGGCCUGGUCCCCAAGAACAAGGAAGAGGCCCAGACGAAACCUGCCUGGAGCUGGGGGAGGAGAGCCACGAGUCUGAGGGUGCGGAAGGCCAGGGGAGAGGAGGCCGCGACGAUGGGAGAAGCAGCCCACUCCCUUGGCCCUGGCGACGGGCAGAUGCUCAUCGGGAAGGCCCACGGCAAAGCAGGUGGCAGGAUGAAGAAACGUAAACAGCAGGUAAAUCGUGCUCUCCGGGAAAGCUGGGAGACCUUCUUGACCAACGUGUACAGCUUAACAUUGAGCCGCCCGACCAGCAGACCCACCACUGAUGAAGCCCCGACGGUGGGGACACCGUGAAGGAAAAGACUCCCCUGGACUAAGCAUGGACUCAGGGAAGGAUGCUGAACUGACUCAGGCAGCACCAGGGCUUCUCCCUCUUGGACCCUUUCAACUGUAACCUCCGUGGGUUGCUGGCAAUGUGGCAUGUGCCUUGGAAGGACUUCUUCACCAAAGCUGCUCAUUGUUCCUGGGCUUCUCUACUGGACUCCUUUUUCAGCAUUCAUUUAGCUGUGAUUCCUGCAGGGGGGUUGGACUAGAUUCACUUUGAAGGCUUUAGCUGCUAGUGGAAAGGUGUUAUCCAAACAGGACGUCUCUGCUGCUGGACAGCAGGUCUACCCAUUAAGAAAAAACAGAAGGGUGGACAUGGUAUCUGUUUUUUUCAGAGGCCAGAUCUACCCAACUCAGUAGACACAGUGCCCAGGCCUCACUGCCACCCACUCUCCAGAUAAAUCAGAAAUACAGUGGUACCUCGGAUUACAGAUGCUUCAGGUUACAGACUCCGCUAACCCAGAAAUACUACCUUGGGUUAAGAACUUUGCUUCAG